GGCCACGACACCCAUCACUGAACCCUUCAGGAAUUCUUUCCCAUACUUCAGUUCGGGCAACCGACUUCGCUACAGAAUUUCCGACUACCGUAACAUCAAUCCAUGGCUUCUUCUGUCGAUAAGCUCAGCGUUCUCCUCCUCCUUAUAGUUAGCUCUCUAGUGGUUGCUGCCUGUGCCGGGAACUUCUACGAUAAGGUCGACGUUACGUGGGGAGACGGCAGGGCUAAGAUACUCAACAACGGGGAGCUGUUGACUCUGUCCUUGGACAAGGCCUCUGGCUCUGGGUUUCAGUCCAAGAAUGAGUAUAUGUUCGGAAAGAUCGAUAUGCAGCUCAAGCUCGUCCCUGGAAAUUCCGCCGGCACCGUCACUGCAUACUAUUUAUCCUCGAAAGGGUCCAAUUGGGACGAAAUAGAUUUCGAGUUCCUGGGGAAUCUGAGUGGUCACCCGUACAUCCUCCACACCAAUGUGUUCAGCCAAGGGAAAGGAAACAGGGAGCAGCAGUUUUAUCUCUGGUUCGACCCGACCGCCGACUUCCACACUUACUCCAUCCUCUGGAACCCGCAGCGCAUCAUAUUCUCGGUAGAUGGAACUCCAAUCAGAGAGUUCAAAAACGCCGAGUCGAUGGGAGUCCCAUUCCCAAAAGACCAGCCAAUGAGAAUAUACUCAAGCCUGUGGAACGCUGAUGACUGGGCCACCAGAGGAGGCCUCAUCAAGACUGACUGGUCCAGUGCUCCUUUCACGGCUUCAUACCGGAACUUCAAUGAUGACAAUGCCUGUGUCUGGUCCUCUUCGACUUCCGCCUCUUCUUGCUCUUCUACCACGGGUUCGAGCAGCAAUGGUAAUGCCUGGCUUUCAGGAGAGCUCGACACGACUAAUCAAGAGAGGCUCGAGUGGGUGAAGACGAACAACAUGAUCUACAAUUACUGCAAUGAUUCGAAUCGGUUCCCUCAAGGCCUUCCUCCCGAAUGCAGUAUGGCUUAGAAAAUCAUGCACGUCCCAAUACCAACUGUAUUGGCCUGUUUUCUUUCUUUAAUUAUUGCUAUUUUUUAAUGUUGUUAUCAAUCCAUUCAAUUCAUUCGAUCACGAAUUUGUAUGUAGCAGUUGAUUCAGUAAUGGAAUUCUUUGAUUCGUUUUACGCUAGCA
Messenger RNA from Punica granatum (pomegranate), 1143 nucleotides. Lineage: Eukaryota; Viridiplantae; Streptophyta; Magnoliopsida; Myrtales; Lythraceae. The record is from RefSeq and is a predicted model, not a curated record.